This is a messenger RNA of Aspergillus piperis CBS 112811, 657 nucleotides long. RefSeq lists its product as uncharacterized. The coding region runs from base 69 to 650 and encodes 193 amino acids. The transcript has 2 exons. The record is from RefSeq and is a predicted model, not a curated record. Lineage: Eukaryota; Fungi; Ascomycota; Eurotiomycetes; Eurotiales; Aspergillaceae.
AUUUUCCAUAAUAAUUACAAUAAUUCGAAAAUUUGAAAGAAAGCCAUUUCCCUCAACCUCCAUCUACUAUGUGCAAAACCGACACUGCGCUCUCCAUCCUCUGUGGAACAUGGAAUCUAGACUCUGAAGAAGAGAUCCAAAUGAUAUUUUACGAGAACGGCACGGGCGAAAUAAUUCUUCGUCAUAUAUUCAACGCGUGGAUCGCUGCUGAGACCGAAUGGAAGUCACUUGGCCCUGAGCCACUCGACCAGAUUGCCGUCAGCGACAGCGACACUACCUCUCAAACAGAGGCACAAGUUCUAGCGCACUUCGAUCUAGAGAUAACACUCACAAAACGCGCCAUCACAACACGCGGCCCAACAGAUAACUACAUCUUAAACGAAGAGAAUCUCAUCGACACCGCCUUCCUCCCUAAGAGAUACUCUGUCCGGUUGGAAAAAGGCUCGUUCAAAACAGCCUUCGAGCGGACAGCGGGGCCGGUGCGUCCGUGGCGCCAGUCGUACGCUUAUCAGCUGGUUUUUGAUAAAUCGCCGUAUCCACCGCUGAAUGAAUGGAAGGAUCCAGAGGAGGCGCCUGAGCCGCCGUUUUUGCCGUUUGAGGGGUGGACGGAGUUUUGUAGUCGGGCGUUGCCGAAGGAUGAGAAGGCAUAGAUUAUGG